Molecule: messenger RNA, 1179 nt
Organism: Salvia splendens (bonfire salvia)
Lineage: Eukaryota; Viridiplantae; Streptophyta; Magnoliopsida; Lamiales; Lamiaceae
Product: F-box protein CPR1-like
Exons: 1
Coding region: 1-1179 (392 amino acids)
Molecular function (GO): protein binding
Source: RefSeq, a predicted model, not a curated record
AUGGAGCGUAAUUUCUUCAGAAAUAUGCCAAUUGAAAUCACCACUGACAUCCUCUCGCGGCUCCCUAUCCGAAGCAUCGCAUUAAGCAAGUGCGUUUGCAAACGAUGGCUCAAUCUGAUCGAUUCCGACGAUUUCGAGUUCAAAACCCCACCCGCCCUAGUUCUCUUGCAGCAGAUGGACUCAACUCGGUGCUCAAUUUUCGAUAUUGAAGACGAAGACGAAGACGAUCUAGAGAUCCACGAUCUUCACUACAUUCCGCUCACACAUUUCGAUAUCCCUCACGAAAACUCAGAACCACUGGCAGCAAUGGCUGCAAAUGGUUUGCUUCUUCUAUACUCAAAGUUAGGGUUUGCUGAAAUUCCUCUUUUUAUAUGCAAUCCGAUCACUCGUCAAUAUAUCGAGAUCUGGGGCCCUGAGGAAUGCAUCUUGGAUGUUGUUGUUGUUGAUGAUGAUGAUGAUUAUGAUGAUGUUGAUCCGGUGUUUUGUUUUGGAUUUGGUGUGAGCGAAAUAAGUGGGCAAUAUAAGGUGGUCUGUAUCAAUGCGGACACUGACACUCAUUAUGUAUACACCCUCGGAACAGGAACAUGGAAGCGCGUUCAAGCCGGCGCUGCUUCUGGUCUCGGAAUCUAUUCAGCUGCACACAUUGUUUGUAAUGGCAACCUCCAUUGGACAGGUGUAUAUUAUUCGCCUCAUACCAUACGGAUUUGUGGUUUUGAUCUUGAAAACGAAUGUUUUAGCGUCUUCUCUGCUCCUCCUCCACCUCCUCCUGUAAAUGGACAUACUUGUCUAACCGGGGAGUUGUCUGCUUUGAGGGACUGCCUAUGUUAUUCAUACACAUGGGAAGAAGAAAUUGUCAUCUGGUUGAUGAAGGAAUACCAGGUCGAGGAAUCUUGGACCAUGCUGUACAAGAUAAGUAAUAAUGGUUUUGAUUUUGAUCGGGCUUCUGGUUUUGGUUGGAAUUAUAUGUGUGUUAAACCAAUUAAACUUUUUAAAGAUGGCGACGUUUUGAUGAUGCUAGACGAAAAACGGCUCAUCUACUACUCCAACAAGACAAGAAUUGUUCAACAAGUCGAUAUGUUUAAGGAUGCAGCUGCGAAGGAUUACGUUAGUACCCUCGUUUUCACUCCUAGCCUUUUCUCACUCAAGAAUUUCAGAUUUAAGAAUGUGUUCUCAUUUUAG